Molecule: messenger RNA, 1154 nt
Organism: Culicoides brevitarsis
Lineage: Eukaryota; Metazoa; Arthropoda; Insecta; Diptera; Ceratopogonidae
Exons: 3
Coding region: 125-1021 (298 amino acids)
Source: RefSeq, a predicted model, not a curated record
AAAUAAGAACGUACAGCAAAUUAAACUUCAGUCUCACUCAACAUUUUGUCAGAUUCGGAUCGUUUUUCAACAAGUAUUUUUUUCAAUUUUUUAACAACAAACCAAAUUAAGAACAAGUACAAAAAUGGCAGCUCAUGAAUUCGACACUUGCGACGAACUCAAGUACAAUUUCUACCCCGUCGCCAACGGAAUCUGCCAAUUCCGUGUGCGUGCUCCCAACGAUGCGCACAUUGCUUUGUGCACAGAUGCUGCCGAAGCUGACCCAAUGUACGAAGUGUUCAUUGGCGGAUGGAAAAAUACCAAAUCUGUCAUCCGUAAGAAUCGUACCAAGCCGGAUGUGGCAGAAGCUGAUACGCCUGACAUCUUGAACGACGGCGAAUUCCGUGGAUUUUGGAUCCGUUGGUGCGAAAAUACCAUCACCGUUGGUCACGAGGGACAACCUGCUGCCUUUUUGACGUUCGAAGACACGGAAAUGAUCCCCAUUAACUUUGUCGGAGUUUGCACUGGAUGGGGCGCUUGUGGCUCAUGGAUCAUCGAAGCUGCGCAAGCCACAUCUCCAUCAGCGCCGGUUGCUGCCAUGAGAUCCAGCGGCUCAGGUCCUGCCAAUUGGGUGGUCGUUAAUGGAGGCGCCAUUCCUCCAAAUGCAAUUGAAGGCGGUAUGGAUGGCGAACCACUCUUUAUUGGUCGUGCACAUCACGAAGGAGCUGUCAUUCCGGGCAAAGUUGUGCCAUCGCAUGGCGUUUGUUACGUUGCAUGGGGCGGAGCUGAAAUUCCCAAAUCCGAAUACGAAGUGCUUUGUGAUGCUGCGGGCAUGUGGGUUGCAUGCUCAGGUGCCGAAGUACCGGGACAAGCGUUGCAAGGCGGACAAAGUGAAGAUGGCGAGCCAUUGUUCAUUGGGCGUGCAACGCACGAAGGCACCAUCACUAUUGGAAAAGUUCAACAAAGUCACGGCGUUUGCUAUAUUCCAUACGGAGGACAAGAAGUUGCCUUCAACGAUUACGAAGUCUUCAUCUCACAAUAAGAAAAAAUCUCUGCUUGCGGAGAUAUGUCGUCAGUCCAUGUUUAUUUAAUGCAUUUUUUUAAUAUUUUGUUCAAUUUUUUGAAAAAUUUAAUUUUAUUAAUAUUUUAAAAUAAAGUAGAAUCUCACGCCUUUA